This is a messenger RNA of Fibroporia radiculosa, 1731 nucleotides long. RefSeq lists its product as uncharacterized. The transcript has 3 exons. The coding region runs from base 1 to 1731 and encodes 576 amino acids. Gene Ontology annotation, biological process: base-excision repair. The record is from RefSeq and is a predicted model, not a curated record. Gene Ontology annotation, cellular component: nucleus. NCBI's taxonomy places the organism in Eukaryota, Fungi, Basidiomycota, Agaricomycetes, Polyporales, Fibroporiaceae. Gene Ontology annotation, molecular function: phosphoric diester hydrolase activity; zinc ion binding; double-stranded DNA 3'-5' DNA exonuclease activity.
AUGUUACAGCGUGACGUUGCUGUGCCAGGUCCUUAUCAUGCUUUCUUCUCGUUUCCGGUGAAUAAGGGAGGCUAUAGUGGAGUGGCAGUGUAUACCAACUCGAGAAAUGUAGUGCCCUUGAAAGCGGAAGAGGGGCUGCUAGGGACACUGCAACCGAAACCACCUUUGUCUGAAGAAGAGCGCAUAUCUACAGCUUAUCCACGCGCACAUCAUAUCGACGCAUUUCCUGACGAGGCAGACGAAACAAGUUCAUGUUUUGAUGCUCUUGACUUUGAAGGGCGUACUCUGGUGUUAGACUUUGGCUUGUUCGUCCUCAUCAACGUUUAUUGCCCCGCUGAAACAUCUGAUGCACGGUUGCCCUUCAAGAUGAACUUCCACCUUCUGCUACAGGAGCGCGUUAGGAAGCUCAUUGAAGAGGAACACCGCGAAGUCAUCGUACUUGGUGAUAUAAAUAUCGCCGCUGCCCCACUCGACCAUGGCGAUGGUCAUCUUCCUAGCAAUGUCGCCACCUUUUGGGACCAUCCUGCCCGGCAGUGGUUUCGGCAGUGGCUCAAUCCAAAUGGACCCAUGAUUGAUGUCAUACGCAGUUUCUGGCCCGACAGAAAAGGCCUCUUCACAUGCUGGAAUAUGAAGCUUCAAGCCAGAGAGACUAAUUAUGGCGCUCGCAUUGAUUAUGUUCUCAUAACGCGCGGACUGCUUCCAUGGAUUAAGCAUGGAGAUAUUCAGGCUUCCCUUAAAGGUUCCGACCACUGCCCCAUAUUUGUUGACCUGCACGAUGAGAUUACUCUCGAAUCAGGAGAGUUAAUCAAACUAUCGGACGCUAUGAAGCAGAAGGAAGGCAUGCAGGCACCGCGGCUGUCUGCCAAGUUCUGGGAAGAGUUCUCUGGAAAGCAAACUAUGCUAUCUACGUUUUUUGGAAAGCGAAAUAGCUCUCAACUGCAAACUUUCGAUGAGACCACGGCAAACUUCUCAGUACCCCUUCCGCGGUCGCCCCAAUUCUCAUCUAGUAGCGUACCUCUCACGGAUGAAGGGAUGUCCAUAUCUACCUCGAACUCAAAUGCCUCUACUGAAACUAUCCGAAACUCUAAACCGCUGCGACUAAUAGCCUCUGCGCCUUUAAAACGCAAACCAUCUGAAAAAUCUUUCACGAGUGGUUCUACGAAGAAGAGAAAAGCCGAAGCCGGUCAGUCGAAGAUCGCCUCUUUCUUCUCGAAACCGACUAUCUCCAAAUCCCAACCGAAGGAGGUCAUCGUGCUUGAUGAAGCGGAUUCAUUUCCUGACGCGGUUCCUUCGUGUUCACCACCCAGUACUUUUCCUUCUAGCGAUCACCAGCUUGAUGCCGAUUAUCGCCUUGCUUGUGAGCUCUCUGCGACUCAAGUAGAUUUGAUCACUCAGAGUGAAGCAUCCCAGCCUAACGCCUCGACAUCACAAAAUACCAGCAAAAACGCGUGGUCGGACCUUUUUGCGCCAUUGCAGCCCCCCAGAUGCGUAACGCAUGGCGAACCCGCCAAAUUAUACACAGUGAACAAGCAAGGACCUAACAAAGGGAAAAAGUUCUACAUUUGCUCGCGUCCCGUCGGUCCUGGAUAUGACAAGGGAAAAGGGGAACGUCCUAGGGAUGAAGUCAAUCAUCAAUAUCGCUGUAAUUUUUUCAAGUGGGCAAGUGACGUCAAGAAAGAAGCAAGGCAAGACAAGCAUAGAGCGAGCCAACUACGCGUUGGUUCAUCGUAA